AUGCAAAGGCAUGAACCUUUUGGUCUGGCUCGAAUGGGUGAACCCGAAAAAGAAGAGAUUACCUACAGAGCCCCAACAAAUGAGGUGCGCCUCAUUUCUUUCCAAUUCUCAGGCCACCAGAUUGCCUUUUUUGUGCCCCCUACGGGGGACAGAACACCACAUGUGCUGCCAAAGCCAUUGUCCUGGUCGCAAGCAAUAGAAAGUUAUCUUGGCAUGAACUGGUCACCACCCUACCCAGCCCUGGUCGGAUGGACCGAGGAUGCAAAUGCAAUAAGUGCGAUCAUGUCGCGUGCCUGGAAUCCCAUGGGCGAAUGCUGGGAAGCUAAUGAGAACUAUCCAACUCCCGAUCCAAUCACAGGCGCACCGCGCAACCCCGCUGGCCGCACUGGAACCCAGGGUAGAGGUCAUUUGCCGCUAUGGGGCGCCAAUCCGGCAGUCAUUCUUGUAAUCACAACUUGGUCUCGCAGACCGGAUGGUCAAAUUGUGGAGCAAAAUGGCUGCAAAUUGCUUGAAUGCGUAAUGCAAUCUACGGGGAACAGUCCGCGCCAAUUGCCUUGGGUACAGAACACACAAAACUUCACUCAUCUCAAACCUUUCGUUAUUAGAUUAUGA
Protopolystoma xenopodis is the source of this 612-nucleotide messenger RNA. The record is from the annotation of a GenBank genome assembly. NCBI's taxonomy places the organism in Eukaryota, Metazoa, Platyhelminthes, Monogenea, Polystomatidea, Polystomatidae.